Ahaetulla prasina is the source of this 7116-nucleotide messenger RNA. It is a transcript of the gene ERMP1, whose product is annotated as endoplasmic reticulum metallopeptidase 1. The transcript has 14 exons. The record is from RefSeq and is a predicted model, not a curated record. Gene Ontology annotation, biological process: proteolysis. Gene Ontology annotation, molecular function: metalloexopeptidase activity. The coding region runs from base 537 to 3074 and encodes 845 amino acids. Lineage: Eukaryota; Metazoa; Chordata; Lepidosauria; Squamata; Colubridae.
AGAAGGAAUCGAGGAAAGCCGCUUAACUCGGCUCAGGAGAGAAAGAGAGAGAGCGGCCGGGAAGCAAAAGCGGGGAGAAGGGGGCGCGCGCGCAAACCUGGGUGAAAGAGAGGGGAGGGGUGAGCUUGAGAGCAAGAGAGGAGAGCAGAAAAAUAAAGGGGAGGGGGAGAGACGAGACCAGCCGGAGAGUGAAGGGGACAAACCGAGGACAAAAAAGAAGAGAAAGCGAGGCGCUCUCUCUCUCUCGCUCUCUCUCUCUCUCUUUUUUUUUUGCCUCUCAGGUUCCCUCCUUUUCCGCCCGCCCCUUUUCUCGGAGCCGGUGCAGCUGGCCGAACGAUUGGGGAUUCCCGAGCUCCCAGCGAUUGGCGGACUCGGAGGAAGGUCCUCCUUCUUCUCCCCCGCCCCCGUCCCUCCCUCGCGAAUGAGAAGCGGUACUGAUUGCGGCGAGGAAGUUUUGGACCUUUCUCGCUGCCGUAGACUUCUACACCGCGGCAAGUCCCGACGGGAUCUUCAGCAAGGACCGGCUCAGGAUUUAGAUGGAGCGGAGUUCGGCGGCAGUAAAUGCGGUGAGGCGCCUCCGGAGCCAGGCGCCGCCGCUGCACAAUGAUAAUCACCAGCAGCAGCAGCAUCAGGACCCUCCGAGGCAGCGCUGGGAAAAGGAAGAUGAGCGAGACGGCAAGAAAAAACCGGCAGGGAGAGGCGCGAAUUCCCUUCCGGAGCUGCUGACGGCGCUCGUGCUGCUCUUCUACUUGCUGGGUCUUCGCGGGCUCGUGCACGUUUCCUUCCAGCAGUUGGUGAAGGGGACCAGCGACCCCGCGGAAUUCAACGCCCCGCGCGCCAGGAAAUAUUUAGAAAAUAUUACUGCAAUUGGUCCAAGAGUUGUUGGAAGUCCAGAAAAUGAAAUUUUCACUGUUGACUACCUCUUGAAACAAGUUAAAGCUAUUGAAAUUAAAUGCAAUCAUGCCCAUACAAUCUCUGUAGAUAUACAGAGGCCAACAGGCACUUUCAGUAUUAACUUUCUUGGAGGAUUCACCAGUUAUUAUGACAAUAUUACUAAUAUUGCUGUUAAACUGGAACCCAGAAGAGGAGCUAAACAUGCUGUGAUGUUGAAUUGUCACUUUGACUCUUUACCAAAUACUUCAGGUGCUAGUGAUGAUGCUAUCAGCUGUUCUGUAAUGCUUGAAAUACUGCACAUACUUUCAAAAUCAUCUGAACCUUUGCAACAAUCUGUUAUAUUCUUGUUUAAUGGGGCAGAGGAAAGUAUCUUACAGGCUAGUCAUGGCUUCAUUACACAACACUCAUGGGCCAAAUCCGUGAAAGCAUUUAUUAAUCUGGAGGCUGCUGGAGUAGGAGGGAAAGAACUUGUGUUUCAGACUGGAAUAGACCUGGCUUUCAUUGAAAAUGGUUACAUCUAUCAUACAAAAUAUGACACAGUGGAUCGUAUAUUGACAGAUACUAUUCAGAGAGCAGGUGACAAUAUCAUAGCUGUGCUAAAAUACUUAGCAAACUCAGAUAUAUCAACCAAAUCUCGGGAAUAUAGACACGGAAAUGUUGUCUACUUUGAUGUUCUUGGCAUGUUUAUUUUGGCUUACCCAGCUCGUGUAGGUGCCAUUAUGAAUUGCAUCAUUGCGUCAAUUGCCAUGCUUUAUCUAGGCAAAAAAGUUCUACAGCCAAGAAAAAGAGCAAUUAACUAUCUGAAGGAAUUUGCAGUUGCUUUAGGCUUUAUACUGCUUAGUUUCUUUGUCACCUUCACUGGCAUCCUUCUUGUGGCAAUAUUUAUUUCUCUUAUUGGACAAUCUCUUUGCUGGUAUACCCACUACUAUGUCUCCUAUUUUCUCUAUGGAUCUGCAGCUCUGGCUACACUGAUUUUUGUGCAUACAUUAGCCAAGAAAUUUUAUUAUAAACAUGCUAAUGAACAGUUCCUAGGAGAACUCUUCUUUGAUGUUCCACUUGCACUUUGGUCUAUUUCAGGGGUUCUGCUUACUUACCAGGGAAUUUCCUCUGCAUUUAUUUGUGCAAUAUGGGUAGCUUUUCCACUCCUCACAAAACUAAUGACCUAUAAGGAAUUGAAAGAAAAAGGUGCUACAAUGAAAUUUGUAACAGUUUAUCUCCUGGGAAUGUUUAUUCCAUACCUCUAUUUAAUAUACCUCAUCCGACUUGUAUUUGAAAUGCUGGUUCCCAUUAUGGGGCGCAGUGGUUCUGAAGCUCCACCAGAUGUAGUCAUGGGUAUUUUUAUCGUUGUAAUGUGCAUAUUUCUGUCUUCCUAUUUGCUCAGCUUUAUUUAUCUGUCCAGAAGCACAAAGGUGACCUUAAUAUCUUUGACAAUCAUUUUUAUAAUCACAUUCAUCCUUGUUUGCAGUGGAAUCUUCUUCCCUUUCAGUUCAGAUUUGGCAGACCCAAGGCCUAAGCGAAUGCUUCUUCAGCAUUUAAACAGAAGAUUUCAUAGCCUGGAUGGCCAUUUGGAAAAAAGUGAUUCUGGAAUAUGGAUGAAUGGAAUGGACUACAGUGGGAUAUCGCUCGUUACACCCCACCUGCCUGAGCUCAAUGACUCUAUUGCAGCCACAUGUGAGGAAGGAUCCCCCCUCUGUGGGUUUCCUUGGAUUCUACCCGUGAACUACUUUUUUCGGAAAACAUGGUAUCUUCCUGCACCAGCAAUUACUCCCCGAAACCCCGUUCGCUUUCAGCUUCUUUCCAAAGAGCAAACACAAUGGGAUUCUACAAAGUUAACCUUUGAAGUAAUAGGUUCAAGCCACAUGGCAUUAUAUCUUCGACUACAUCAAGGCUCAACACUGUCCACUUGGUCUCUUGGAAAUGGAACUCCUGUUGUUAAUAGUCUGAUUGGAGACUACUUUGUGUAUUAUUCACGUGGGCUCCAUGCCAGGCCCUGGCACUUUUGGAUCGAGCUGAAGGGUUCAGACAAAUCCACGAAAGGAAUGGUCACCCUUGCUAUAGUUAACCAUUAUUUUUUUGGAGAAGAUCAAAAGUCAUCUCAGUUACAUGCUUUAUUGGAAAGAUUGCCCAACUGGAUUUAUCCCUUAAGCUGGACUUCUACCUAUGACCAGUUUAUCUUUUAAUCUAGAAAUUACAAAAAGGUCAAUUGUCUCUCAAUUGCUGGAUGCCACUUUUGUUCAUAGGGAGCUUGGGUGAGUUGGAAAAGAUGGCAUUCCUGACUGAAAGAAAAGCUAUGAGGAAUAAUUUAGCCACAAGUAUAUUUUAAUGGCAGUAUUGAUAAGACCUCUUUGGGAAAGGAGGCCUUGUGUUUCUUUAAUGCAAAUAUAUAUAUAUAUAUAUGUAUAUCACCAGUUUCUGCCACUUGAAUAGUCCCUUCACCUGCUGACAUUAUAACAUGAAACUGCCUUUUGGAAAGUAGCUUUAGAACAGCUGUUCUUGGGGUUUUGCAAUAAAAGGAGCUUUUGAACUGGAGCUACAAGCACAAAAUAACAUACUUUACUGCCUUUAAAUAAUACAAGUGCUGCCUUGUGCUUAAUAUUUUGAUGUGUUCUCAUUGACUAAGGAAUUGUAAUUAAGCAUCAUUAAGGCUAUCAUGAAGAAUAUGGAACUGUUAAUGGUAAUUGCUGCAAUAAUGAUAUUCAUUUUGAAUGCACUAUGUAAGUAAAGCUCUUUUAAUUAUAAUGCCAACAAACUUGAUAGUCAAUCUCACUGAAAUCUUAAGUUUGUGUGUUCCAGUUUUACUUCUUUUUCCUUCUUUUUUCUGGAUUCUUUUACGCCUAUGAGAGUAAAGUCCAUAUUUCCCUGACUUCCCUAUGGCAAUCAAGUAGUAUAUGAGCAAAACAGUGUCCUGUUCAUCCAGUGUAAGCAUCUAGCACUAUAUUUCUAAGCACUGAGUUACCAUUCUGGUCUCCUGUACACACACAUACACACACACACACACACAUAUUAUUGGUGAUAAUAUGCCCAUUAGUUAACUACUGAACUGGUUACUUACAAUUAUUUUUAUUAUUUACCUGAUAUUUCAGGAGAGUGUCAUUUAGACUCCAUUGGAAGCUGCAAGUUUCUAUAAAAUUAGGAAAACUUAUGGGGAAAUCAAGUUGUAUUAUUGAUCCCUUGUCUAUGUGCAAAAAAAAAUUAAUUUAUUUUACCAAAAAAUAGGAAUAAACAAUUCCUAAGCUGAAGAAACUGUAAAGUUGGUAUGAGCCUCUGCAGAAGAGCGUUAAGGUUUUUUUAGUCUUCUUGCAUGGACUUUUCUAAGGCAGUAACCCCAGAGUCCUUGAGAGAACACUCCAGGAGCUGUAGUACAGAGUAGCCUGACAUACUUUCUCUGUGGCCAAGGGGUUAAUCCUUGGGGGAAGGACAUCCAACUUCCCAAAUAUUGUAAUCUUUGCUGCUCCAGACCUGAAGACCAAAUGGGCAGAGAUGAAUGGGGGAAUCGAAGUCCCCUCUGACUGUAAAUGCAGGCCAACUGCCAAUCACCCAAAUUUUGAUAUUCCAAUGACAGUAACUUCAGCGACCGGUCAUAAUAUACCAUUUAUUUAGUGCCACUGUAAUGUCCAAUGGUCGCUAAAUGAAUGGUUGUUAAGCAAGGAUUGUCAAGGAUCCCCUAUUUUACAAAUAAUUUGAGAAACGAAUGCUGUUAUGAGGAAUUUGAAGUAAAAAAAGGAUAAUUGGUCAUUGCUGUUCCAUUCAUGUUCUAUAGAAUAGGGAUUGGAUGAGGCCAGACCUGGCUCUUCCUUCUGUUAUAUAGCUGCUCUUUUAGUACCUUGUAUCAAGAAAACUGAACAGUGUUCAAAGAUUAGGAACCUCAGGGCAGAAGGAAAAUAAAUUUUAAAGUAAAUCAAGUUUUCUUGAUACAAGGUAUUUUCUCUUUGCUAAGAGAAAGGAGGGAUAGACAUUGGGAUCUGAUUUAUCGAUUAGGGGGUUCUUGAAUUUUGGAGAGAUACCAUUUAAAUCUUUAUUAAAAAGUAUCAAAUGGAAGCUAACCCAGCCAUUUGAUUCAUUGUAUUUUCUCCUCUGUGCAUCAAUUUUAGAGAAUUUUUUUAAAAAAAUGAUAAAUUAUUUUAUUGUAUGGUAACUUGAAAGACAUUUUACGCACAAAGCCAGUUAGGUGACUUUGGGCCAAUUUCUCCCUAAGUCCUAGAUAUUGAAAACCACUUCUGAAAUCUGGCCAAGAAAACUUCAGGGACUUGAAAGCAUCCAAAAAAUAAAAACAAAAAACUUAGGCAUGGUAAAGCAACAGAAGAGUUCUGGUAAAUUCAACAGCUUAAGUAGUUAUGGAUGCAAGGUAACCACUGUUUCGGAACCGUAUUGGCUGCCACUUGGUUUCUAAAGGCAGUUCAGAUCCCUGUUUGACACUUUUAAAGCUCUACAUGACUCAGGAACAUGAAAUCUUAUUCAGGUUGAAUCUCAUUCGUUUAGUAAAAGGGGAGGAGAGUUUUUAUCAUCUAGGCCUAGGGCAGUGUUUCUCAACCUUAGCAACUUUAAAGUGAAUGUCAGGGUUCCAAUGGAUGCCCUAAUUAAAUCAUGAGUCUCGAGCCAAGCAUUAAAUCAUGAGUCUCAAGCCAAGCUUCAAAAGAUAUCUAGUUAUUUAUUAGGAGCUUCAUGUUGGCACGUUCCCAAGUGAAGCCAGCUCUGACCCUAUGUAAUUUACAUUCCAAUUAUGACCCUGUUUCCCCCAUCCACCCAGGGUGUGUCAUCAAUCACAUUCGCCAAUGGAGCAAUUUCACGGGUUGUAGAGGUCAUUCCCCUUUGGUUGCUGUAGGUAACCCUGGGAUACAGCCUUGAGAGAGAUAAGUGUGGAAUGUGCAUCUGUCUUUGGCUGCUGUGCCAUUUCACGGGUUUUCCAUCCCCACUGGCCUAUGGCAACUCAAGAGCAGGCCAGGGAUGCUUUGCAACUCCCAGAAUUCCCCAGCAAUUCCCCAGUUUGAGACAUGUCAGUGAUGAGUCCCCUUCUUUGUAUCAGCUUACCCUGAUAGCCAGACAACCCUUUAUGGCAUUUUCAGAGAGCUGCAAAAGCUCUUUAGUAAGGUCUUUGGAACAGGUCAGAUUAGCUGCUGAGGUGAACACUGGAUUGACUAUAUAUAAUUCUAGUUAAUUUUUGUUUUUAUAUUUAUUCUGUUAGUGGUGCAAGGACUGAGAAUCACCAGAAAUGUAACUGUAUAUAAAUUGCAAUAAGAACAUCAUCAUUAUGGACUGGACUGUUCUUCAAUAUUAAAACUUCUAAAGCCAAAAUCUCAGCAAUGUUCCAAGUACCAUGCACAGAUUUCUUCAAACUUGAGCCCUCCUUUUAGAUUUCAGUUUCCAUAAUCUGCAGCCUUUGAGGCCAUACUAUCAGGAAUUUAGGAGAGUUUCUGCACUAUUAUUGGAGAUUAAAUUAAGGAAGUUGAUAGUAUUUGAAGUAAAAAAGCAAUGUUAUGUAAGCAUCUUGAUUAGUUAAGUUGCAAUGGUAUCUUAUGCAGUUCUUGGAAUUCAUAAUGGAAUCUAACAUUGCUACUAGAAUAUCAAAUCAUACGAUACUAAAUUGUGAAUGGCAGAAAGUGAUAAACAUGAGCAACAGAGGUAACAUCUAGUUUAUAAUCACUUCAAGUAAAUGUGAUAAAGCAUUCAUUGAUUUGGAAGUAGUUCUUCAAUAUUUUCAAGCUUUAACAUUUGGCAUGACAGUCUAAAAAUUAUUUGUAGUUGUAAAUCAGAUAAGCAUUGACUUAUACUGAUUCAAUUUCUUAGAAUAUAAUGGCUAAUUAUAACAAGCUAGUUACAAAACCUUAUGUGUAGAAGAAUGUUCCACUCCAUAAUGUGUGGUAGAAUUUACGUCUUUGAUGAAAAAAAGUGCCUUUGUUUCAUAGAUGUCAAUGAGAUGGAAAUUUAGAUUAUCUUGUUAAAAGAGUUCAAUAAAUUGUGUGGGAUGCUCAAAUGUCCAGGUGUUGUGGUUGCGUAUUUAUUCAAUAUGCCAUUCAACCUUAAUUAACCAAGAAAUGUAACAGGAGAAUGUUGUAAAAUAAGUAUCAAUAGGUACUUAUCCUACAUUAUUUUAUGUCUAUAAACUGUGUGAUGUAUACGCAUGCUGUACACUAAAUAUCCAAGAACAUAUUAGAAAUGUCAAGAAAACAAUUUUCUUUCAAAACAAUUGUGUUUAGAAGAAAAACAACGAUUAAUUCAGGAUAU